Molecule: messenger RNA, 495 nt
Organism: Amoebophrya sp. A25
Lineage: Eukaryota; Dinophyceae; Syndiniales; Amoebophryaceae
Source: the annotation of a GenBank genome assembly
AUGCAUCUUCUAAUCUCCGAGCGCAUCAAACGACUACUCGAGUAUCCGGAAUGCUACGUCGUCAAAGUUCAGAGUCAACUGAAGAAGAAAAAGCGGCAGGCAGCUUCCGGGAAUACCGAUAAGCAAGAAGUACUAAAUGCUUCGGGAAAUAAUAAGGCUGGUCUAGCAAAGUCAUCAACCUCUUUCCUCAAUCUCAACGUUGGAACAGAUGGAGGACACCAGGUGGGACAAGGAGGUACAAAGCAUGCCAAAACAAGUAGGACGUCAGCGAAGCCUACGAGCUCUUCGACGUCUGAGGCAGUCGUGGGAGAAAAGCGGCAAAGUGAGAAAAAGAAUGCAGAUAAUUUGAACAGUAGCGGUCUUCUCAACGAUAGUACAGCACUUCUAGAUACAACGGUUGAUCAUGGGACAGUUGACGCUGGGACGACUGCUCAGGGUCAGGGAGUCUCUUCUGCAGUAGAGGAUGAUACGAAUUUAUGCAUUGCUUCUAUAUAA